This is a messenger RNA of Arabis nemorensis, 204 nucleotides long. The record is from the annotation of a GenBank genome assembly. NCBI's taxonomy places the organism in Eukaryota, Viridiplantae, Streptophyta, Magnoliopsida, Brassicales, Brassicaceae.
AUGUCGUGGAAUUGUGCUGCUUCAAAUGGGAGAAGGUUUCAACCUGAAGAUUUUGUUUGUUAUUUGCUGUUGUUACAGUUGCAUAGUGAUGGAUAUAGGAGCAAGGUAGCAAUAGCUGAUAAUGGAUCAAGACAGAUUCUGUAUUACCCUAAGAUUAAUGAUGUGAUUGUUUGGGCAUCAUUUGCGUUCUUCUAUGUUCACUGA